GGAGGAUUGCACAGGAGUGAAAAUCGUAGUAUGUCACGGAAACUCACGAUUACCAAUAAUGCGAUCGGUGUCGGAGAGUGGCUACAACGUUUGUAGUUUUAACCCCUGCCACGAGAUCUAUGCCGGUCUCGUAGGGUGACGAUGACUUACAAUUCGGCGGUUGAAAUUUACGUUGGAUCCCCGCCAGGCACGACAAAUAAGUCUGCUGAUGCGUUCGAAAUAUUCUAUUCAGCGUCCGUGAUAUAGUGGUUAGAGGUCAGCGAUAGGUUGCCCACCUUCACAUCGUGACGCCAGAAGGUACCACUUAUCUCUAUUUGUUCCCGCUGGAAGAAGACCCGGGUCCACACCACUGCGAGGGCAGCGUGUACUGCUUGCAGCUCUGACUGAAUCAUACGCUCGUACCGCAGCAGAGAAACAGACCACAAUAGGAAGGCGGAGCGUACAGCUGCAGUGAGUAGGUGACACAGGCGUACAAGUGCGCCGCCCCACCGCCGGAGCACGUGUGUUUCUAAUUCCGUGAUUUAAUUUGACCGGCAGGCUUCAUUUAGAUGAGACAGAAAUCUUGAUAACGCUGAGUGGUGAUCGAUUCAUUCCCUGGCUGGCAACAAAUCAGGACGGAUGGGCCUUGCUUGUUCCUGUCUUUCGCGAAUCUUGAUGUAUCACGCAGUAUAAUGCCCCCCAAGGCCUCGCCCUGUCCACCGACUCGAAGCGCUACUUCCUAUCUACCACUGUGAGAACGAGGAGGUGAAAUGGCUCCAUUUUGGGCUGCAGCUGGCGUUACUGUUCUGGAACUCGCCAUGGUGCUGAAAGUGAUAGCGAACGUCCCCUCCUAUCGGAACUUCCCUCAGUCCACCGCCGUCCGGGUGGGAAGGAGCGUGACCUUGAACUGUGCUUUUGAUGGCCUCUCUCCGAAUGACGUCGUCAACUGGCACUGGUACAACCCCGAAACGGAGGCCAAACUCCACCACAUCUCCUCAGGCAGUAACGUGGCUCCGGAGUUCCCGCGCUUCUCGGUGGUGGGGAACAGUCAGAGCGGGGAGUUCAACCUCCUCGUGCGGACCGCCCGGCCGGAAGACGAGGGGAACUACCGCUGUAGCGUCUUCUCUGUCAGGGAAACCAAAGACGCCAAGCUAACAGUCGUUGUUCCCCCACCGAAAGCACCGACCAUCUUUGGUGACAGGACACCCCGUACGGUAGGGCAGGGACUGGCCCUGACCUGUACCUCUGAAGGCGGGCGUCCUCUGCCGCAGCUUCAAUGGUUCAACGGCACGCGACUCCACGUCAUUCCGGCCACACAACAAAGUACAGAGGACCAAAAAGUUUCCCUGGACCUGGUCAUACCGUUCCUCACUAGAUGGGACAACGGCGCUAGGCUGACGUGCUCAGCAGACCAAGGCUUCCCCGGAGUCAUCUCGCCACAAAACACAUCUACCCGAAUUAAAGUGCUGUACCCCCCAGUUGUCAGGGUUCCAAAGAUGUCCUUCAGCGUUUCCGAAGGAGGAGCUGCAAACCUGUCAUGUUCAAUAGACAGCAACCCACCGUCUAAAGUCAUCUGGAGGAAAAUCUCGGGAAGCUUGCCAACUUACAGCGAAACUAGGGGUGCCAGUUUAGUCAUAACAAACGUUUCCAGUUCCGACGAAGGGAUUUACCAGUGCACUGCAAGAAACGACGUCCAACCGGACGGCUUGGGAACAGUAACACUGGACGUCAUUUAUGCACCGUUGAUUAAGCCCACGUUUGAAAAGGAGAUCAGCGUAAUGCACGGAAAAGAUCUUUAUUCAUUAAACUGUCAAGCAGAGGGAAACCCAGCUCCUCAUGUGAGGUGGAGGAGAAAGGACGUCAAAAUCUACUUUAACAACCCCCUGACGUUCUCCAAGGUUGGGUAUCUGGAGGAGGGAUUUUAUGAAUGCGUCGCCUCGAGUCGUGGAUUUCCAGAAGUGACUCGGGAAACGUAUCUGAACGUUAUAGGCAGACCCGACGUUCUGAGUGAGUCGUCCACAGUCGCCGUGACAGGCGGAGACACGGUGAGACUGUCCUGCACCAUCGCCUCGGACCCUCCUCCUGAAGACAUCAGUUGGGUGUACAGAGGUCCCACGGGGGAGGAGAGGAGGUAUCGCGGCGGCAGGAUGGACGAUGUGGAGGUCAAGACCAUGGUGGAGGACAGGAUACGGACAGAGUUAACUAUAGCGUCCGCCACUAACGCCAACGUUGGGGAUUACCUUUGUAAAGCACAAAACAUGUUCGGGUCGGAUCAGCAGGAGUUUAGGGUAGAGGUUACAGCAUCCCAGAUGGUGGUAGUGGCCGUUAUAGCGGGGUCUGCAACCAUCGGCAUGUUAUUGGCAAUCCUCACGGCGAUCUGUAUCGGUCUGCGGAAAGGGUGGAUAGGACGGGACAAGAAAGGAAGGGAACACAGUGAGGCCAGGCAAGACAUAGACAAUGGCGUCAGGCAUAAAGACGAAAAAGAGAGGACUGUGAUAGAGCUACAGCAAAUCAAGAACAAAGCGCCGAGGCCCCGCCCUCCCCCCAAAGUGGACAGGGACGUUAACCCAUAUUCCAUAGGACUGACUUACUCCCACCUGUCGGAGCCGGCACCUGCGUAUUCAACAGUCGAUACGGCGAGAAUACGACGUCAAGAUGAUGCGUACACGUACAGUCCACGUCGGAGUCCGUAUCGGGACCAUGUAGAGGAGCUAAGAGGCGCCGUUCCGAAAUCGAGCAAAUACUAUAAUCCACCGGAACCCAUUUGGAGGAUGCCGGAAGAAACCUGAAGUACGCUGAUUUCAGACCAACCAUUCAUCAAGCCAUAGAGAGACGACAGACAGCUUCUCGAGGACAACUGACCAAGGUCUUGCUCUUGCAACCUGGCUUUACACUUCAGAGACCACGGCGAGAGGAAUGUAACGCCGUACCGCUGAUGUAUGGUUCUUAUCUCAACACUGGAGACCCGCUGCACCAAAGACUACUUCAUCCGCCCGUUGUGGAAUAGACAGACGAUUUGGUUGGACGGGAACUACCGUCACUCAAUGAUACGUUUGUUUUUUGACCUCUUACGCAUAGACCUGGUUGUCAUGAAUAAGCGGAAAGAAGUGGUUCUCAACCGGAAGCUUUUAAUCGAAGUGACAUUUCAUAUUUCAUUUUCGUUACUUCUAUGAGCUAAGUAAAACUUGUUAUCCAAUUUGCAGUAUUUUUCCGUAGGUGGACAGCACCGAUAAACAGAGA
Molecule: messenger RNA, 3219 nt
Organism: Branchiostoma floridae (Florida lancelet)
Lineage: Eukaryota; Metazoa; Chordata; Leptocardii; Amphioxiformes; Branchiostomatidae
Product: irregular chiasm C-roughest protein-like
Exons: 12
Coding region: 750-2768 (672 amino acids)
Biological process (GO): cell-cell adhesion
Cellular component (GO): cell-cell junction
Molecular function (GO): cell adhesion molecule binding
Source: RefSeq, a predicted model, not a curated record